Messenger RNA from Penaeus indicus, 2223 nucleotides. RefSeq names its product glycoprotein-N-acetylgalactosamine 3-beta-galactosyltransferase 1-like. The record is from RefSeq and is a predicted model, not a curated record. Gene Ontology annotation, cellular component: membrane. The coding region runs from base 1029 to 2177 and encodes 382 amino acids. NCBI's taxonomy places the organism in Eukaryota, Metazoa, Arthropoda, Malacostraca, Decapoda, Penaeidae. The transcript is spliced from 8 exons. Gene Ontology annotation, molecular function: N-acetylgalactosaminide beta-1,3-galactosyltransferase activity.
GUCACAGGCGUUCCACCAGAGAAGAAGGUCGUUGAUGUUCCACUUAAGAGAGGAAGAGAGAAAGAGAGAGAAAGUGACUGUUCCACUAAAGACAGCAAGACCAGGUGUUCCACCAGGGAGAAAAGUCCACCAUUGUCCACGAUAGCAAAACCAGGUAUUCCACAAGGGAGAACAAAUCCACAAUUAUUCCACCAGACACAACACCAACACCAGGCCUUCUUCCACUAAGGAUAACAAAUCCACAGUCGUUCCACCAGAAAGCAAAAUUCCACCACCGUUUCAGAGAACAAUUCCACAAUCACUCCACCAGAGAACCAGACCAGAGAAGUCCCCACGGAGUAAAUCCACACCCGUUCCAUCGAAAAUAACACCGUUGUGGAUUUGAAAUGAAUCGACCGUUGCAGGAUUUGGCGAUAUUGCAUUUUAUAUCUUGUGACGUCACUGUUGUCCGUUAAUGAUGACAUUAAUUCGUAUAGUUUUUCUAACUGAUAAAAAAUGUGCUACCAAUGACUGAUAUAUAAUAACCGGUAUGUAGAAAAUAUAUGAAUAACGAGAAUAUAGAAAAUAUAUAGUAACCGGCAUAUAGAAAUAUAUUAAUAACCGGAAUACAGAAAAUAUAGAAAUAACCGUAAUAUAGAAUUUAAAUCAAUAAACGAUAUAUGAGAAAAUAGAAGAUGAAACAAAUAAGAAAAAGACAGAAGUGCCUACCAAUGAUUGAAAAAAAUGGACAGUUACAAAACCGAUAUAUAUAAAGAAAAUAAAGAAAAAAAUAUAAUAACCGACACAUGAUAAAAUAAAAAAUAGACAAACCAAAAAAAUAGAAAAAAUAACCGAUAUAUGAAGAAAAAAAAUAAUAAGGAAACAAACAAUUAAAAAAUAUAUAUAAAAAAGAAAGAAAAUUUGACAUAAAACUCACAACGAUCCAACGAGACCGACCGAAACCAGACUCGACAUUUCCGAAACCAGUGUUCAUUUACCCGAAACCAAAUCCCUCCAGACGCGCAUUUUUUUUCACCUCCGCCGCGGACAUGAGAAAACGACCUUUGUGUCUGGUCGUUGGCGUGGUCGUCGUCGCUGCCUUCCUCCUCGACGUCAGCACCCUCGGGUCGUCCUCCUCCGUCGCCCUCGCCGUCGCCGACUUCCACGGAUCAUGGCAACUCCUCGAAACGCCAACCAGAGACGCGACAGAAGAAGAAACGCAGAAGACGAUGGCAGAGGAAGACGAAGAAGAAGAAGAAGAAGAAGAGAGAACGAAAGAAGAAGAAGAGGGAGAAGACACGGAAAAGGAGGAGGAGGAGCAGGAGAAGGAGGAGGAAGCAAGACAAAAGGAGAGAGACGUACUAAGGAAAGUGAAGGUUCUAUGCUGGGUUCUCAUGUGUCCUUCUAAGCAUAAUGAGUCGGCCGUGCAUGUCAAAGCCACGUGGGGGAGGCGCUGCGACAAACUCAUCUUCAUGAGUACCAAAGAGGACCCGGAACUCGGAGCCGUGGACCUGCGCGUCCCCGAGGGCUUCUACAAGCUGUGGCUAAAGACCAGGGCCGCCUUCAAGUACCUGUACGACCACCACCUUCAGGAGUACGACUGGUUCCUCAAGGCCGACGAUGACACGUACGUGGUGGUAGAUAACCUGCGGUACAUGCUGUCUCCUUACGACCCCAGCCAGCCUAUUGCCAUGGGGUGUCGACUCAAAGGAAACGUACCCGGGAAAGGUUACUUAACUGGAGGGGCGGGCUACGUCAUGAGCAGAGAAGCUGUCCGGCGCGUGGUUGAGCGAGGCAUCGACGCCGACAAGUGCCCUUUGAAGUACCGCAGCAGACGACCUGCAGAAGACGCUGCCGCAGCUCGUUGUAUGGUGGCCUCUGGGGUUCGUUUCGGAGAUUCUAGAGAUCACACGAGACGAGCGAGGUUCUCCCAACUGAGCGCUGCCUCGUUGCUCAUGGGGAAGGACAAGAAGCAGCAUCUGUAUAAGCCAGUUAAGGGCCUCGGCUGCUGCUCUCCGACGGCCGUGACCUUCCACAAAGUGACCGUGUCUGACCUCUACCUCAUGGACUACUUGCUCUACACGAUGGUCGUUGCCGGGCGCCAUUCCUCGGCUCCCUUCCCCCCACCGCCGCCCCCCGACAGGAGCCGCUUGACACCAGAGGACCUUGAGCGAUUUGGACCGAUUCCUGCUAAGUGAAGUGUAAGUGAUUAGUUUACUUAUUUUAAGACUUGGAAAAUAAAAA